AUGAAACACCAUAAUCCGAUUACUGAGGCCACGACGAACAGCUACACACCGUCAUUGUGCGAUGCGCAAUUCUCUCGCUUGUCAGAUGCCGAGCGGUACAAGUAUGCUGUGUCUUGCGAUUGUAAGGCCCAGUCGGAGUCGGAUUUGGUCGUGAACUGCAAACCCGUGGCGACCGAGCGCAAGUCUGGCAACAUAACAAUGUCUGCACAUGACUUGGCGUGGCUGAGAAUACCCUCUGACACUUGUAAGGGCAUAUACGAUAACAACAAGAACGCGUCAAUGGUAGACGCCACGGCGGAUGGCUGGAAGACGUUGGACUGGUCCAGCUGUAUGUGGGGCGGCAAGGUGGUUUGCGUUGACGACCGCGGCGAGGACCUGAGUUGUCACUACUUCAAUCAUCCGUUCAAGCACGACUUCCCGAGGGUCUGGGAGGCGGUCAUCCGUCACCUGAAACCCGCCCGUUGUCUCCUCGCGGACCACGGAGACAUAAAGCCGAACUAUCUCUACCACUUAGCCCGUGGAAGGGCCGCCGCCGAGUGGCUAGGUUCCGACAUAUACGGCAUCGUCCAGCAACGUUUAUACAGUGCACUAGGAUUACCCUUUGGUUGGCAGCUUCCAGUCUUUCCGUGUUCCGGCGUUUACAACGCUUGUCAGUUACCCAAGGACGGCUGUCGAUGCAUCGAAGGUCGAUUCAGCGCCGAGGCGGUGGGCCCGUCGGAGGAGGACGUGAUCUGGGGCGACGUUACUGACUUCUUUACCACUGCUGCCGAAAUGAAACGGAACUACUCUUUAUUUCAAACACCAGGCUACUCCCCGAAGUCCUGCACAUAUGUAUGCCGCGACUACAAUAUUAGAUCGCUCGACGAAUACAGGAGCGUGUUAACAUCUUUUCAUCGCAGAACAACGAAUAAAAAGUGA
Messenger RNA from Gregarina niphandrodes, 918 nucleotides. RefSeq lists its product as hypothetical. The coding region runs from base 1 to 918 and encodes 305 amino acids. NCBI's taxonomy places the organism in Eukaryota, Apicomplexa, Conoidasida, Eugregarinorida, Gregarinidae. The record is from RefSeq and is a predicted model, not a curated record. The transcript has a single exon.